Triticum urartu is the source of this 2704-nucleotide messenger RNA. The record is from RefSeq and is a predicted model, not a curated record. NCBI's taxonomy places the organism in Eukaryota, Viridiplantae, Streptophyta, Magnoliopsida, Poales, Poaceae.
AUUAACAACUUAAGAACGAACAAAGGGGACGGCAAUUUCUGCGCAGACAGCUGAUUCAUCCAAAAUAACUACAGGUAGUAUACUUCUUUUUAAUAUAUAACAGUUGAUUCAGUCAAGACAACAUAUGUCCUUGGUGGCAAGUUCUUUAUGGAUCUAUCAAGGCAUGGACCAUGUCAUGUUUAGGAUGUGUAGUCUGCCUGCACGUCUGAAGAUGUUCUGGUGAGCCCAGAUGAAUGAAACAUUGCUAUUUGGCUAAAAAAUUAUAUUUUUUUUGUUGCUUCCAACUGUCCUUCUGGACCUGGACAAGCUAGUUGCAGAAGAUUGUGAUAUUGUUCAGAAAAUCUGAGCAAACCACCUGCUAUCGGAGUACGGAAGGGGUUGGUUUUUGUUAUGUCCUGAUGAAAAAUGGGCAUAAAGUUCAGAGAACAUAUGCAAUGGUUAAGUUUUUUCUUCUUGGACAAAAAUGCAGCAGUAAACUAUAUAUGCUCAAAUUAUGCCCCAAAUUAUGCACCAGAUAUUCCCAGUCAGCAAUCUUGAUUAUGUGAGCACUCUUUAACCUAUUAUUUAAAUGAAAUCAUCCUGAUCUCAUUAAGCCAUCAUAUCAGGAGGCAAAAAUGUGUUUAAUUGGUAGGGUUAGGGGAAUCUGAAGUAAGAUCCUAGGCAGUAGUUUUGUUUUCUUGACUCUUACAAAAUUCGUUGAUGAAAACAAAGAUGGUUACAGCAGCAAAAGAUCCAUGCUUUGUAUUUUACAGUGGUGCAGCUUACAGUCAAUAAAUUCAAGUGCCACAUGUCGCUUCAAACAAAAAGUAUUGCGUAACAGCUUGAUGGUUGCCAUGCUGUGCCAGCAAAAAUAGUUCCAACUGAGAACGGCAACUGCUAAGGCUGAUACAUCAUGCUCAUGUUCAUUUAGGGAAAUAACUAAUGUUAUCUGGUUUCAUGCUGUAGCAGCUCAACAUAUAAACCUUGAGAGUAACAGGGUUUUGUCCUACCUUGUAUCUGGAACCAAGCUAUCGGUUACUAUAUAUCACUUGUCUUUCUGCUACUCUUCUGCAAACUAGUGCAAGACUCACAAGAACAAAGGCAUUAUGGAAGAAAAGGACUGCCCCGUCGAAUCCUUCAAACACGAGGAUGACAAGAAAAGCACACCACCAGAAAUAGCAGUUGCUGAUGAACCGUUCCCAUUCUUCGGCCUGCUUUGCUACGCCGAUGCGCUAGAUUGGCUGCUCAUGGUAUCAGGGACAAUUGGGUCCUUCGUACACGGCAUGGCACCUGCAAUGUCAUAUUACAUACUUGGCAAAGCUGUCGAUAUGUUUGGGGACAACAUAGGCAAUCGGGAGGCAAUUGUCCAUCAACUUACUAAGUUACUUCCAUAUAUGUGGUCCUUGGCAAUUAUUACACUUCCUGCUGGAAUGAUUGAAAUUACAUGUUGGAUGUACACAAGUCAGAGACAAAUGACACGCAUGCAGAUGGCAUAUCUGGGAUCAGUACUCAGUCAAGAUGUCGGAGCUUUUGACACCGACUUAACCACCGCGAACAUCAUGGCCGGAACAACUAAUCACAUGAGCGUCAUAAAAGAUGCAAUUGGAGAGAAGAUGGGUCACUUUAUUUCUAAUUUCUCCACAUUCCUAGUCGCUGUCAUUGUUGCUUUUGUGUGCUGCUGGGAGGUGGGUAUGCUCUCUGUGUUAGUUGUUCCGAUGCUUCUUGUGGUUGGAGCAACAUAUGCUAAAACAAUGAUUGGCAUGUCGAUGACAAGGAUAGCUUUGGUCUCUGAAACAACCACUGUUGUGGAACAGACUCUUUCACAUAUCAAGACUGUCUUCUCAUUUGUUGGAGAAAACUCGGCGAUGAAAUCCUUUGUGAAAUGCAUGGACAAGCAAUACAAGUUAAGCAAGAAAGAGGCAUUCAUAAAAGGACUAGGUUUGGGAAUGUUACAGAUUGUAACUUUCUGUUCGUACUCACUGACAAUCUAUGUUGGAGCAGUAGCAGUAACUAGAAGAUCCGCGAAAGCGGGUGAGACAAUUGCGGCUGUUAUUAACAUCCUCUCCGGUGCAAUAUAUCUCUCAAAUGCAGCUCCAGACCUUCAGAUCUUCAGUCAAGCAAAAGCUGCUGGUAAAGAAGUGUUUAAGGUUAUCAAAAGAAAUCCAGUGAUAAGUUCUGGAUCAAAUGGAAGAAUAUUGGAGAAGGUCAUUGGUGACAUUGAAAUACGAGAGGUGCAUUUCACAUAUCCAUCCCGUGAAGAUAAUCCAAUUCUCCAAGGUUUCUCACUGGCUGUACCGGCAGGCAAAAUUGUGGCUCUUGUCGGGAGUAGUGGAUGUGGGAAGAGCACUGUGAUUUCUUUGGUUCAGAGGUUCUACGACGCUAUGUCAGGUGACAUAUUAAUUGACGGUCAAAACAUGAAGGAACUUGAUCUGAAGUCCCUGAGGAGAAAUAUAGGUUCAGUGUCUCAAGAACCAUCACUCUUUUCUGGUACUAUUUCUGAUAAUUUGAGAAUUGGCAAAAUGAGUGCAACUGAUGAAGAGGUCACUGAAGCAGCAAAAACAGCUAAUGUGCACACCUUUAUUUCCAAACUUCCAAACCAAUACUCAACUGAGGUAAGACUUAUGUUCACAAAGCAAGGACAGUGAAAACUUCACAAACCUCUCUUUUAUUCUAGUAUGUUCUAAGUAAAAUUAUUGAGUUUAAUAGCUCCCUGGCUGGCCGGCCA